CAGUUCAAGCCAGAAUUAGUUUGGGCAUCUCACAACGACUAGCGCUUGCGGCAUACACGGUUGUCAGGGGCAACGACUAGCAGCUUCUAUGGCAGGUGUCCGUCCGCCUGCAGCGAAAUGGUGCAUAUAACAUGUCAAGACUAGAAGACUGAGAAGAAUCUAACAGUUGACCAAAGUUGGACAGAAACACAUCUAUCUUGGCCGCCACCUCUUCCGAACGGUUUGUUCUUCGUCCAGUGUUCCUAAUCAGGCGAGACAUUUCCAGAAUUUUCCAGCAGGUAGAACAAACAGGAAAGGCGGGGAUGAGAGAAUCAUAACCUAUGAGGUGUGAGGAUAUAAAGUCUUGAAAUCACCUUGCAGAAUCUAUAAAGUAAAAUAAUGCCAAGGAGUAAAGACAACAAAGUGAUUAACUGAUCUGACAACGAAAUAUUUGGAUCAAGUACUUCAAAAAAAAAAAAAAAGAGACUCAAGGUUAAACUUUAAUCUUCCUUUGGUGAUUGUAAUAAAACUUGCUUACUCACAAGUAGGACUAGAGUUUCUGAAGAUCAUGAAGGACAUAAAAUGGGUCAAUUCCGUUUACUGAAAGCCUCAGUUAUUGUAAAGAGGCAGGCAACAUUUACAUAUAGUUAUACAUAAAUGCUACUGAUGUGAUCGUAGAAUCAGAAAAACCUUAAGACUAAGGUUAUAGUAUCUGAAAAUAAAAGCAACCAAUAAUCGAGACUCUUAAAGUAUAAUUAACUUUAACAUGGUGUUUCUCUUAGUCACAGCAGACUGCACGUGAUGGUCAACAGAAGUCGUUAAUAUUGACGAAUGACGGAAGACUAGCUGUCUGAUUGUCACUCGUGUCUUCGAGCCUAUGUUAAAGAAAGAGUAGAACAUUGAGCUUGUAACUUCUCCACAAUAACUCUCUUUCAUAGCAUAUUAGCCGUCAGCCACUAUCCCCUACAAAAUGAAAGCAUUUCAGUGUCGUAUUCGAUAAAUCAUUCCGGUUUUUGCGGUACGUGUAAGGCUUUAAGUUACCGCACCCACUGAAAUGCUUGGCGAUAAAUUGGGCAGCUACGCGAUGAUCAGCUUGGGAACGUACAGUCUGGCCACAAUUUUUGUUCAUAAUGUCUUGACAUAUACUUGUGAACUUGUGCUUAUACCUAAUACGAUCAAGCAGCGUGGUCCUUAAUAAUAAAGGAAACGUUCGUGUACAAAUUUAUUGUCUGAAAACACCAGACGGUGUAACCCAAAAAUAAUAAUGAUAUAAUGCUCUUGGAAAAUGUGGGACAGUUCGGAUGUGAAUGAAUAAUUCGUGCAAUUUGGCUAACACUAUUGUUGUACGAAAUAAUAUUACUCAAGAAAGAAAAAAAUAAUAUUGUGAAAGUUUAAAGGCAUUAAAGUUCCAGAAACAAAGAGCCCUCUACCGAUAUAUUCAAUAUCUUGCCAUUUAAGUUGUGAAACUCUUAGCUCUUACUAAUUCUAUUACAUUUUUGUGUUAAAUCUUAUAUUCUGUUUUUCGUCUUUUUAACGCGGCUCUUUAAACCUGAAACAUCACAGUGCUCUACAAUAAAUCAAAGUUUAAUAAUUCUUGUUUCUUUCUGUCUGUGGAAAGCUAAACCUUUAUGUUUCAUUUGCUAACAAUAUCGUUACAUUGUAACCUUUUCAUUCUAUUAUUUAUACUUAAUUCACUCUUUUCUGAUUUAAUAUAAAAUAUUUCACUUCCUUUCUUCAAACUAAUCCAAUAUUCUCCCUCUUGAAUUACUUUAGAUUUAUUAUUAUUUACUUUCAAGUUAUCUUUUUCAAGUUUAUUUUUAACCUUCAGCAUGUAUUCUAGGCAUUUGUCAAUUAGAUUUCAUUCAUAUUUAUUACUUCCUCUUGUUUUAUGUUUAAUUUAUUUACAAGUAUUUACGAAAGUCGCCUGAGCUUGUUACCAUCUUCUCUGUCCUUGUGUCUUGUUACUUAUUCGAGGGUUUGUCACCACCACCACCAGCUCGAUGUUCCUCCACAGAGCGAUGAGGUAUUACAGGCUCUGGAUCUACUCCUGUAACCUGGCCUUACUCUUCAGUGUCCUAAUCUUCGUAUCUCUGGCGGCCUGGAUUUUUUCCGACCACCACAUGGCUCUUUUUCCCUAUAUUCGUUUCCACCAGCCCACUCUAGUAUAUGCUUAUUUUGCCCUUGCUUUACAAGGUGGCAUUCUACAAGCAAUUGGUUGCUGGGGGGCGGUGCGAAUGAAUGAGCGACUUCUAAACGUCUACUGGUCAAUUAUGCUAGCUCUCCUCGUUGGUGAUGUCAUCAUGGGCAUUGUUUGGAUCUUUCAUUAUAAUCACAUAACAGCCAACUUACGAAGUGACCUAAAGUCGAGACUUCAAGUUGAUUAUGGAAGAGAGUUGCAGUUCCAGAUCUUAUGGGAUAGAAUUCAGGAGGAUGCUCAAUGUUGUGGUGUCGAUGGUCCAAGAGACUACAACCACACUUUUUGGCUCCGCCAACAACGAGAGAACUUUCCUAAGUACCACCAGAUGGUGCCACUGAGCUGUUGUCGCUUUAGGUUCGCAGCCCAUGUAUGGGAAAGCGCAUUUCUGAACCACACGUGUGUUGAGAGUUAUCUUGAGAGUGAGGUUUAUCAAGAAGGUUGUUACACCGAAGUACAAAAAUGGCUUCAACAAAGCGCAGAUUUAUUAUGUGUACUUGGAUUUUGUGUAAUCACGUUUUUAAAAGUUUGUUUUCUUGGCAUUCUUCGGUAUGAGAUACGAGAAAUGAUUCAAAAAAUCAGGAUUCUUCAAGAGCUGGAUGAACCUUCAUCAAUACUUGGAUUGAACCUCCAAUAUAUCAGACCGUCUAUUCAAAGUGAUACCUUUUCAAGGGACAUUUCGCAGAGUCACGUUGGAAAUCACUUAGUUUCAAACAACCACAUCCCCCAUGAACCAUUUUCGAAAGAGAGUUUAAGAAGUAUAAAUGGAAACAACAACGAAAGUGAGCAUUGGGACUACAAAAAAACUAGUGCUGUUUAGUCUUCAAUGUGCUUAACAUACACAAAAUCUGGUUCAGUGUAUUUCUUGUUCAGUGUUCGAGAGUAGUUUUAAAGCAUUUUUAACUCUGCUUUUCGUUUUAGCCUUAUGAUAAAGUCUAACUUAGUCAUCAAAGUAAUGUAUACAAAUAAAACAUUUCUUGUUACAUUAACAUCGUGUUUCAUUAGAAUCAAGUUACUAAAGCUUCUAUGUAAGAAGGGGAAGAGUGAGUGUCAAAGCUAGUGCCAUCUAUCAAUACAUAUGAAAUAAACGAUAUUUUCUUUAUUUUUUUGAUGGAAAUGUUUUAAACAUUUGACAAUCCUUAAUUAUUCUAUGUGUUAUUUUCUGUUUGUUUAGAUACGAAUACAUAACAGCUGAGUAACGAAGUCUUAUUGCGUUAUAUAUAUUCUUGAGUUCGUCUAUAUGGCGCUAAUUAAGAUGUACUGAAGGUAGCUGUGCCUUUAAAGACCAUAACUAACUAAGAAGUGGUAACGACUCGUAUUUUGUUGGUUGAUGCUGUUUAUGUAUACCUCUUUUUAUGUUUUACAUUAUUGUCUUCAUUGAAAGACCUGUAGUUAAAACUGAUUUAUGCAGAUCUAUUUUACCUUUGACAUCAUUUUGAAAAGCAGAUACACUUUCUGCUAAAACAAUUAUUUAAAUACUAAAGUUAGUGUUGUUAUUGUUAGUGUGAAUUUUAGGUUAACUUAUACAUUGGUAAAUUACUUAUUAAACUCGUUAUUAGCAAUUGAAUAGGUAAGUAGAAAUGUUGUUUAGCAUUGGCCUAGUUCUUUAUAUUACGAAAUAUUGUAAAGAACCACAAUCACCGACACAAAUUUCCUCUAUCUUUCUUCCCUCGGUGCAAUCAUAGAAUUUAGUUAACUUAAUCGAUUUCAUAUUUCAUAGAUAUACAAAAGGGGCAUAAUCACACUGAGGAAAUGAACAAUACGUGACAGUGAAAAACCAAAUCAAAGUAAAAGACACAGACUCGCCAUUCUGUUUGUUCUAGACAUGUUAACCUUGUGAACUACAAUGGCAUAAACUUAUUUUUUGUUUAUAAAAAAUACUUAACUCUGUCAAAAGGUUUCUAUACAUUUACAAGAGCUAAUAAUAUUCCAGUUUCGAAUAAAUAUUUUUAAUUAUUAAAAAAAUUAGAUUAAAACUUUAUAUUUUGAAUAUAUUAAAAUAAUAGUUAGAGGUUCACUUAGUUACCCCCCAAAGGCAAAACGGUUAUUUUCUUAGGCUAGAAUGUUAGCAAGAUAAAAAAGAAGUGAAAAAAUUAUGAACGUACCUGAUCACUGAUAUAAUAUUACAUAAUAGUUUCGUAUGUAAACAAAAUCUACAUAGUAUCGAAAAGUCGUGACAGGUAAUAAAAUAACCAACUAGACUGACACCGUCUUAAAGGAGGAGACAUGAUGAACACAUAAUCUGUAAAUAAUAAAUAUUCUGGGGAUAUAAUGGCAAACACAAACAAACAUCGCAGUCAACAGAGAGCAUUAGCUUUUCCUCCAAGAGGAGACAAGGCGUUUCCUGGCAAAUUAAAAUGUUAAAACUGGUAAUAUAGCAUCUAAAAUUUAUAUUAAUAUUGUGUUAUAUAUACAUAGAUUAUUUAAUAGUGACACGAGGUUAUUAUAAGAAGUGGAAAAUAACAUACAAGUAGCUUGUUUGCUCAAUAAACAACUAUAAUACCGAAACAAAUGUCUAAAGACACGGCAGCCUGUUACAAUAGUAAUUAUACAUAAUAAUAACAAUACGAUAUCCAACGAAAAGUUACGAAGAAGAGAUCAAACAGACUGGAGUAAAGCCAGUUAAGCAAAUGCUCAUUAUAGUGUAAUUGUGUUUAGAGGGGGAGCGUGACUUUAUAUGAAUGCAUGAACUGGAAACAAAACACAGUUUAUAUGCCCCCCCCCCCCAAUGGCACAGCGGUGAGCCUGAAGACUUAUAACGCUAAAAACCGGGUUCGAUACCGGUGGUGGGAGCACAGAUAGCCCAUUAUAUAGC
Limulus polyphemus (Atlantic horseshoe crab) is the source of this 4988-nucleotide messenger RNA. RefSeq names its product tetraspanin-9-like. The record is from RefSeq and is a predicted model, not a curated record. The transcript is spliced from 4 exons. Gene Ontology annotation, cellular component: membrane. The coding region runs from base 1980 to 2993 and encodes 337 amino acids. Lineage: Eukaryota; Metazoa; Arthropoda; Merostomata; Xiphosura; Limulidae.